AUGACCAUAUUUAAUUUCUAUUUGUUUAAUCGAGAUGGCACAUGUGUUCUAUACAGGGAGUGGAAACGGGAAAAGAAGACGAUAAUGUCAAUGGAACAGGAACUAAAAUUGAUGUAUGGAAUGCUGUUGUCAUUGCGCUCAUUCGCUUUGAAACUUUCAACAGCUGCUGGAAUUCAACAAGUGAAUAGUUUUGAAACCAGCCAAUAUAAGUUAAAUUAUCUGGAAACACCUACUGGAUUGAAAAUGGUUCUCAAUACAGAUCCAAAUGCAACUGGAAUUCCAGAACUUAUGCGUAGCAUUUAUCAGGCAUAUGUCGAUAGAGUGAUAAAAAAUGUCUUGACUGAAAGUAAUGCGCAGUCGAGCAAUGAACUUUUUAAUAGUCGGCUCGAACAACUAAUUCAAAAGCAUCCAGCAUUUUGA
Messenger RNA from Acanthocheilonema viteae, 420 nucleotides. NCBI's taxonomy places the organism in Eukaryota, Metazoa, Nematoda, Chromadorea, Rhabditida, Onchocercidae. The record is from the annotation of a GenBank genome assembly.